Penicillium mononematosum is the source of this 1191-nucleotide messenger RNA. RefSeq lists its product as uncharacterized. Gene Ontology annotation, biological process: protein N-linked glycosylation. The transcript is spliced from 2 exons. Gene Ontology annotation, molecular function: alpha-1,6-mannosyltransferase activity. Bases 1 to 1191 code for a protein of 396 amino acids. The record is from RefSeq and is a predicted model, not a curated record. Gene Ontology annotation, cellular component: mannan polymerase complex. NCBI's taxonomy places the organism in Eukaryota, Fungi, Ascomycota, Eurotiomycetes, Eurotiales, Aspergillaceae.
AUGAGGAAUCGCAUGCUUUUGGGGUUUCCAAACCGGCAUAAAUAUGUCCUGGUGGCUGCGAUCCUGACGCUAUUCAUCAUUUUCAAGUCUGUGCCCUCAUCCAGCCUAGACCCCCGCACUGACAAGUACGGGGAAGACCGACCACGUUAUCUUCACCAGUCCAAGUUUCGCGCCGAUCCAGACUAUGAAUAUGAAGUCGAGCUCUCCAAUGCGCUACGCGCUGUGGAGAUAGAAAGGGAAAUGCGCCACGACGAGGAUGCGACAGAUACACUGUGGCAGAUUAUGCUACCGGGUGUCAGCCAGCGAAGCGACGAUUCAAUCCAAUUCGAGAAGAAGAACUCAGAAUGGAAAUACAAGCUUGUACAAGCCGACUGGGCUGACAAAUUCAUUUUCGAGACUCUGGAAUCCAUCCCGGACAUCGCCCGACUCUACAAAGCAUAUCCACACUCCGUCCACCGCGGCGAUCUCCUCCGCUACCUGAUUCUAUGGUACUACGGCGGCUACUACGCAGAUCUCGACGUAUACCCCGCACGAAGCAUCAAGACCUGCCCAUCACUGCGCGACUCAAUCUUCAAAGACGACACAGUCAACAGGAAUGUCUCGCUAGUCGUCGGAAUUGAGAUCGACGAGCCCUUCGCUUCGCCGCAGAAGAUGCGCGACUGGCACUGGGCCCGACGGUAUGGCUUCAUCCAGUACGCGAUAUAUGCGCCACGACGGUUCAGCCCGCUGCUGAGAGAGAUCAUUGUCCGUGUACUGUCCCACACCAAGCAGCGAGCCGACAGAACAUAUUUCUGGAGUGGGAGAUACAACGAAAUGGAUACGCUGGAGAUUACAGGGCCGGGCGUGUUUACAGAUGCCAUUCUCGACGUGCUAUCGGAUACAUUGCCAUCUACACAUCGGUUAGUCCAGCAGUCUGUGGACGCGGACGCCGAGUUCUCGGCUUCGUCUGUACAGCGUGUGACGUGGGCGCCUUUCCAUGGAAUUCAAGAGCCUGUCUGCGUUGAGGGAUCCGAGGCCAAGCCUGGCAAGCUGCUGGGAGGGCUAUGUGUUCUACCUGUUAAUGCGUGGGGCAAUGGACAGCGGCAUUCUGGAGCGGAGAACUUCCAUAGCCAGCAGGCUUGUAUCAACCAUCGGUUUGGGGGGACCUGGAAGCCUUGGAAACAGAGCUGGCAGAAGUAUCUCUUUGGCUGA